Molecule: messenger RNA, 1947 nt
Organism: Talpa occidentalis (Iberian mole)
Lineage: Eukaryota; Metazoa; Chordata; Mammalia; Eulipotyphla; Talpidae
Gene: RCN2
Product: reticulocalbin 2
Exons: 7
Coding region: 1-954 (317 amino acids)
Cellular component (GO): endoplasmic reticulum
Molecular function (GO): calcium ion binding
Source: RefSeq, a predicted model, not a curated record
AUGCGGCUGGGCCCGAGGCCCGCGGCGCUGGGGCUGCUGCUGCUGUGCGCCGCGGCGGCCGGCGCGGGGGACGCCGAGGACCCGCCGCGCCCGCAGGGCCAGCACCGCGCCGACUACGACCGCGAGGCGCUGCUCGGCGGCCAGGAAGAAGCGGACGAGUACGUCAAGCUCGCCCCCGAGGAGCAGCAGAGGCGGCUCAAGGCCAUCGUCAGGAGGAUCGACCUGGACGCCGACGGCCUCCUCGCCGAAGGUGAACUCAGCUUAUGGAUUCAGAUGUCUUUCAAGCAUUAUGCUAUGCAAGAAGCAAAACAACAGUUUGUUGAAUAUGAUAAAAACAAUGAUGGUAGCGUGUCAUGGGAUGAAUACAACAUUCAGAUGUACGAUCGUGUGAUCGACUUUGACGAGGACACUGCUCUGGCUGAUGCAGAAGAGGAGUCUUUUAGGCAGCUUCAUUUAAAGGACAAGAAGCGAUUUGAAAAAGCUAACCAGGAUGCCAGUCCUGGUUUGAAUCUUGAAGAAUUUGUUGCUUUUGAACAUCCUGAAGAAAUUGAUUACAUGACGGAGUUUGUCAUUCAAGAGGCUUUAGACGAACAUGACAAAAAUGGUGAUGGAUUUGUUAGUUUGGAAGAAUUUCUUGGUGACUACAGGCGGGAUCCAACAGCAAAUGAAGAUCCAGAGUGGAUACUUGUUGAGAAAGAUCGAUUCCUAAAUGAUUAUGACAAAGAUGCCGAUGGCAAACUUAAUCCCCAAGAGCUGCUGUCUUGGGUGGUACCCAAUAAUCAGGGCAUUGCACAAGAAGAGGCUCUUCAUCUAAUUGAUGAGAUGGAUUUGAAUAGUGACAGAAAACUCUCUGAAGCAGAGAUUCUGGAAAACCAGGACUUGUUUCUUACGAGUGAAGCCACAGAUUAUGGCAGACAGCUUCAUGAUGAAUAUUUUUAUCACGAUGAGCUCUAAUUCAUGGGUAUAUCUGAGUAGAGUACUGGCUUCUUUUAUAAUUUGUUACCAGCUUUACUUUUGUGAUACAACUUUGUGUUAUAUUUUACACUCUUAAGUCUUAUCACAGUCAAAAUUAUCUUAAGGUAGAAUAUAAUUUUGGCCUUUUAGGAAAAACAAAAACCAAAAAACUGAUAAUUUAUUUCAAAACAUCAAAGAGAUAAAACAGUUCUGUGCCAUAUGACAACAGUCUUUCUUAAAUAUUCAUUCUAUUUAGUACUGUAUUGUGGAAUAUAUGAGUUCUAUUUCCAUACUUGAAAAAAUGGAGGAUUUUAGACAUGCCUGAACAAUAUUAUUUAAGUAGUAUGUGACUGCGCUAUUAAUUUUUGUUUAGUUUUAAGUAGACUUAAUUUGGGAACUGACAGAAAGGAAAUUGUUUUUAGAUUUAGCAUUUUGUUUUAAAACCUUAAAAAAGGAACCUUUAGAAGAACUUAUAUCUCACAUAUUAAUGUUGAGAAGUUCUGCUUAAUUUUAAAGUGGUUUCUAUAAAAGGUUUUAUUGUAUGAAAUAGAACUUUAUAUUUUUGCAUAUGUAUAGAUAGUAAUUAUAUUUAAUGUGUAACUAUAGCAUUAUGGUGUGUGGAAUUUGACAUUGUCCAGAAGUCUUUUCAUUUUUGACUGAUUAAAAAUGAAAUGUCCUAUCUUUUUAUAUGUUUGUUUUUUCUUUUUUAAUCUUCCAGAUAAACCAUGAAUUUCACAUAGGUUUUGUUGUGUUAUCCAUUCCUGGUUUCACAUAUAGGAGAAACAUAGGGAGACAAUACAAGGGAUCAAAAAAGGAAAACAACUAUAAAUUGGAGGGAGAGGGAUCAAAAUGGAAGGGAAGAGCAUAAAAGUCUAUGAGGUGGUUCACAGGUAUCUUCGAGGUGGUAAUUUUAUGGGAUUACACCUGAGAGGAGAAAUCAAACAUUGUACAAAAAUGAACAACGAUGUACAAAUAUAUAAAUAAAAAUUUUAA